CUCUGGUCGCCACCGGGGCCGCUCUGCCCUCCCCACUCGGUGUUUGAGAGUGACGUAGCGGCGGAGCUGUUGGCGUCACGUGGCCAGAAACCCCCCCCGCCUAGGCCGACCAAUGGGGAGGGGGCCGGCGCGGAGGGCGGGACUUAGGCGAGAAGCCGCGCCCCGUCACCUUACCCCGCCCUCUUGUCAGGUCGCCGGCCGGCCGGUCGGUCUCUCCGCUCCGGUUGGACUCCCGCCGCCGCCUUCCUCUUCCUCCUCCUCCUCUUAUUCAUGCAGCCGUCCCGGGCCCCCGAGGCGGGCGAAACCGCCCCUGCGCCGGCCGCCAUCCAGAUUAGCAGGAUUAUGCGCCCGGACGAUGCUAACAUCGCCGGCAACGUGCACGGAGGGACCAUAUUAAAAAUGAUUGAGGAGGCCGGAGCCAUAAUCAGCACCCGCCAUUGCAACUUACAAUCCAGGGAGCCCUGCGUGGCCGCCCUGGCCCGCGUGGAGCGCACGGACUUCCUGUCCCCGAUGUGCAUCGGCGAAGUGGCCCACGUCAGCGCCGAGAUCACUUACACCUCCAAGCACUCUGUGGAAGUCCAGGUGCAGGUCGAAGCAGAAAACAUCCUCACAGGUGCCAAGAGAGUGACCAACAAGGCCACUUUGUGGUACGUCCCUCUUUCUCUCCAUAAUGUGAACAAGGUUUUGGAAGUGCCUCCCAUCCAGUUUACACGGAAGGACCAGGAGGAAGAAGGGAGACGGCGUUACGAGGAACAGAAGCUGGCACGUCAGGAGACCAAAGAGAGGAACGGUGAUGUCAUUGUGCCUGUGAUCAAUCCAGACAGGCAAAGUAAAGAGCCCUACACCAUUGGAUUCAGCCAGUCAAGUCUCAUCCAUCUGGUGGGACCAUCCGAUUGCACCAUGCAUGGAUUUGUGCAUGGAGGCGUGACCAUGAAACUCAUGGACGAGGUAGCAGGUAUCGUAGCCGCUCGCCACUGCAAGACCAACAUCGUCACGGCUUCUGUGGAUGCCAUCAACUUUCACGAGAAGAUCAAACAAGGGAGCGUCCUCACCAUUUCUGGCCGUAUGACCUUCGCCAGCAACAAGUCCAUGGAGAUUGAGGUCUUUGUGGACGCCGACCGCUUCGUGGGGGAACCUCAGGAGCCAUACCGGGCGGUCAGCGCCUUCUUCACCUACGUGUCCCUGAGCAAGGAGGGGAGACCUUUGCCCGUCCCGCAGCUGGUGUUGGAAACCGAGGACGAACGGCAACGUUUCGAAGAAGGGAAAAGCCGCUACUUGCAAACAAAAGCGAAACGUCAAGCAGAGAUGCAGCCCCUCACCCAACAGUGACCUUUGGGACAGAGACCCUCUCAGCCCCUACACCCAGCUGGAAAGGGGGGGCUGUGGCAACAUCCAGGAGGGCCCCCGCCCUCUCCUUUCCAGCCAAAAUCCAUUCCAUCUUCUCCGUCACCAUCGUAGCUAGCCGGGUGGGCUUUUGAGACAGUCUAGGGUGGGCCGAUGGGGAGGGGACACACAUCCACAGAGACGGGCCAGCCGAUCCAGCAAGGUGGGUUGUUUUAUUAACCACCUUAAGAUAGGCAUCUUCAGCUUGGGGAAGAUCCAUCGUUACCGUCCCAAGAAAACACACAGGCUUUGAUUUCACAGCCCCUCCCUUCACGUUCAGAAGCCCCCCCUCCCUCCAGCUCUCUUCCUCCCCGUCUUUGGUGUAUGUGUCGUGCAGAGGUAUAUGUUUGCCUAAUUUAUUCAGUGACGGUCACAAAUAAACGUGUGCCUUUAAACGUCUG
Molecule: messenger RNA, 1784 nt
Organism: Crotalus tigris (Tiger rattlesnake)
Lineage: Eukaryota; Metazoa; Chordata; Lepidosauria; Squamata; Viperidae
Gene: ACOT7
Product: acyl-CoA thioesterase 7
Exons: 10
Coding region: 271-1329 (352 amino acids)
Biological process (GO): palmitic acid biosynthetic process; acyl-CoA metabolic process
Cellular component (GO): cytosol; nucleoplasm; extracellular exosome
Molecular function (GO): long-chain fatty acyl-CoA binding
Source: RefSeq, a predicted model, not a curated record